Molecule: messenger RNA, 1101 nt
Organism: Pieris macdunnoughi
Lineage: Eukaryota; Metazoa; Arthropoda; Insecta; Lepidoptera; Pieridae
Source: the annotation of a GenBank genome assembly
AUGGCGUUGAAAUCCCCACCGGUUCUCUUUGGAUUGCUUGCUCGCAUUUCUCGCCGUAGUUUUUCCACAUCGAAGGCUUUAUCAUCAAAGCCAGUUACUGUACGAGAUGCCUUAAACCAGGCCAUUGACGAAGAGAUGGAAAGAGAUGACAAAGUAUUUGUCUUAGGUGAAGAAGUAGCUCAAUAUGAUGGUGCUUAUAAAGUAACACGAGGUUUAUGGAAGAAAUAUGGAGACAGAAGAGUUAUAGACACACCAAUUACAGAAAUUGGUUUUGCUGGUAUUGCUGUUGGUGCAGCAUUUGCUGGACUCAAACCAAUAUGUGAAUUUAUGACCUUUAAUUUCUCCAUGCAGGCUAUUGACCAUAUAAUUAACUCAGCAGCAAAAACAUUCUACAUGUCGGCGGGUGGAGUACCAGUUUCAAUCGUAUUCAGAGGUCCCAACGGUGCUGCAGCAGGAGUUGCAGCGCAACACUCACAGUGUUUUGGUGCCUGGUACAGCCACUGUCCUGGACUUAAAGUUAUCAUGCCUUACUCCUCCGAAGAUGCAAAGGGUCUCCUAAAAGCAGCCAUCCGUGACCCAGACCCAGUAGUGUUUUUGGAAGAUGAAAUCAUGUAUGGAUUACAGUUCCCAAUGUCUGAUGAGGCACUAUCUUCUGACUUUGUGCUGCCUAUAGGAAAAGCGAAAAUAGAGCGCGAAGGAUCCCACAUAACCUUAGUGUGUGCGGGCAGAGCGACUGAUACAGCAUUGCAGGCGGCCAAUGAACUUGCUGGAAAAGGUAUUGAGUGUGAAGUUAUCAAUCUACGUACUAUCAGGCCAUUGGACAUGGACACAAUUGCCAGAUCUAUUUCCAAGACUCACCACCUCAUUACUGUUGAACAAGGAUGGCCUCAAUCAGGUAUCGGUGCAGAGAUAUGCGCUCGCAUAAUGGAAUCGCCCGCAUUCUUCGAACUAGACGCCCCAGUAUGGCGUGUGACGGGCGCAGACGUUCCAAUGCCGUACGCGCGUUCGUUGGAAACGCUCGCUUUGCCACGACCUCCGGAUGUAGUCGCCGCUGCUAGUGCGGUAUUGGCUAACCAGAUCGCAAGUGAAGCCGCGAAUUAG